AUGGCACUUUCAGAGUUAAUGUAUCCGUUGGAAUACAUGUUUCCAAUUAUUCCAUUGCUCCCUGCUUGUAUGAAUGGCUCGGAAACGCUAUUACUGGCACCUACACCUUAUAUUAUUGGCAUAACUUCCAGUUUCUUUGCUUUUAAGAAUCAUGUUCGAAUUCCAGCUGAUGUAUGGUUGGUCGAUUUAGAUGCUAGCAAGCUAAUUCCUCCAGAUUUUAAUAAUCAAUUACCUGAUUUACCUGAAACCGAUGGCAAAAUAUUUCGGGCUCAUUUACAACAGGCUAUGGUAUCAUUAAGUACCGAUCUUAUGCCUAUCCAUGACCUUGAUAGUAUCAACAGUGAUGAAGUGCUUAAUCGUUUAAAUGCAAUGCAUAGUAAUUUGCAAAGCAAUUUAGCCCAUACUGUGCCUCAAAUUGUAUUUGGCAAUGAUGUUGACUCUGUCGAUGUUGCAAUACGUUGCUCUGUGGUCAAAUUUUUAACAUGUGACAACGUCUUAGGAAAUCAUGCCCAAUUUUGCCGUACUUUACGAUUAUAUCCAUCACCUGUUGUUGCAUUACAAGCUUCCUACUUUUUAAACUACUUGCCUAACAAGUCAUCCUUCGCAACUGCUCUUGUAGAUUGCCAGUCGUUAGAAUUUUUUGGUGAAUGGCAAUUGUCACCUUCAACGACUUCAUAUUUAAAAAUUAUGAAUGGUGUUAUUGAUCCACAAAUAAUUGGAGAUAAAUUGAGAUGGUUCUCAACCCAAUUGACGCCUAUACAGUAUCAAAUUUAUGAUCCUAUGGCUUCGCUUUCAUUACCAAUGAAUAUCCCUGGAAAUGCUAAGCAUGGUGAUCAAAAAACCCCUAAUUCAUCGCUAGUUGGGUCUGAUUCUGAUGAAGAUAGAACUUCAAAUACGAGCAGUAAUGAAUACAAUCGGAAUGAGAACGAUAGUAUUUCAGAAGCUGGAGAUGAAAAAAGGAGUAAUGAACAGUCUAGUAUACAAGGUGCUACAAAAACAAGCGACUUAAAAAUUCCUCACCUAGCAAACGCGCAAAAAUCGAGCGACUUUCAGUCCGAAGAAGAAGUCGAUGGAUCAGAGGAUAAAAGUAGUAUACAUGUCAACGUUAAGAAGCAUACGGCAGUUUUUAAUAAGUCUAGGGCUAAUAGUGAUAAUUAUCGUGGGGGUUCAGAAUCGAUGUCCGAACGAUCUCUUCAUGACACUACAUUACAAAACUAUCAGACGCCUAGCUCACCAACCGGUAGUAUAUGCAGUGAUACCGGUAGUACGGUUUCUGCAGAUAUUGCUAGACUUUUUAGGAAAAGUAAAUCGAUCAAAAAAGCUUCAAGUUCUGAUACUAGCUCGAAGUUAACAUCGCCAUUCCUCAGUCGACGGCUGUCUGGUUCGAAAUUGACACCUCUUAAUUCUCCUACAAUAUCCAAUGAUCGUAAAGCCGCUAUUAUUGCUAGUGUUGAAAAUCAGCAUUUCUUAAGAGAUGCUGCCCGUAAGGUAAUGGGAGGAACUACUCUAGGUUGGGUAGACAUGCGACGUUUGAAGAAAUUGAUGGUAUCCGAAGCGAACAGAUGUGUAAUCCUUAACCAAUUAAUUUACCAUAACAAUACAUCUGAUAAAAUCGAUGGUCCUUACAUUGAAGAUACGUGUAUAACACGCAAGGUCUUUAAUGCAAUGCUUGAACUAAUGAAAGCGAUCUUAACGGGUUACGAAGAUGCUAUGAAUAAAUAUACAAGUGAUGGCAUGGCAUCAGUUUUUCUCUUUAUUGAGGUCAUUUAUACAUAUUACUGUGGUAAACAAGUUAAUUAUACUAAACAGUUGUUGAAAGAAGCCAGUGCUGAUACUAGUAGGAAGAGUAGUACAGACAAUACAACAGAUAGCAGUUUUGAUAGUAAAAAUCAGUCCAUAACUUCAGAAACUAGUGAUAGUAAACGCGAUUGCGGUAUCAGUAGCCAUGGUAAUAUAACUCAAACUAUCAUGGAGGUAGAGCGAAAAUCAAUCAAGCAAAAUAUACCAAAUAGUUUAAGUAGCGAUAACGAAUCUAGCUCCAAUGAAUAUGUUGUCAUUGAUACCGUGAACGAUCCCAAAAGUAAAGAUAGCAAGAAUGCAACAAGUAGUAAAGUGCCUGGUGAAGUUAAUAGCCGAACUAAUAGCAUGAGUGAAAAGAACAUCAGUACUUCAAUGGAUAGACUUAAUGUUAAUAGUAGGCAAUCUUCUGCUGAAAAUGUUAAUGACCGAUUAUUAGUAGCGAAGGGAAAAUUAACUCUACAAGAUAGUACUGAAAGUUGUGAUUCACUCGGAAGUACUCCAAGUUUGGAAAUUUACGAUAUUCCAGCUUCGCCAACUGCGUUAUGGUCUCGUUACACUCGUCAUCGACUUAAAAUCAAUCAUGCUUCAUUUCUCAAAAAUAAGAAUUCUAUUGAUUCCGAUAGCAGCGAUAGAGAAGGCUUUAGAGAAAUCUCGAAAGAGAUGAGUAAUGCACUAAGGAAAUCUGGUCCGAAAUCUCGUAUUAGUAAUGGCUACCGAUAUAGAGGCAAACUAAUUCAAUUACAACCUAAAACUGAUGUUGGUCGCCGUUACUUAUUUGAAGGCUUUACAGCCAAAGAUCGAUCACUUUUAUGGGAUCGUAUGGAAUUUUGGGAAUCUGCCUAUUUAGAUGCUGUAACGGCAGAACGUGAUACUAUAGGAAUGAAUGAACGAUCAUCAGAGUUAAUUGACCGAUAUUUCUCAUUAAGUCAACCGGAGAGGAGACGUUUAGAAGAGGAAGAAGACUAUGUACUAACUGUCAUGUUAUACAAUAUGGUCGCUUUUAUGGUUGCUCUUGGUGUUAAUAAACAAUCGAUUAAAAGUAAAAUUCGUCGUCUACUUGGUAAAUCACACGUUGGCAUUACUCAUAGUCAGUAUGUAAAUGAUGUUCUAGACGUCAUGGAUAGCUUGAAAGGAAACGAUAUUGAUCUCAAAGCUUGGCCAAGUAGAACUUAUCGAAAAUCGACAUACGUAGUUAGAGCUGGUACAGAUAAGCUGGACGAUUUUUAUUUUAUGGAGAUAUGUGACGAUGGUAUCAUGUUAAGGAGUGGAGUUGGAGUGAUUAUUCAACGAUGGUGGUACGAAAAAAUUGUUCAUAUUUCUUUUUCGCCAAAGGUGAAAGUCCUCUGUAUUUGGUGUAAAGAAGGGAAAGAUACAGCACUACAUAAGUUUUAUUCUAAAAAGUGCCGAAAACUUUAUAAGAGCAUUACGGAAAGUAUGCAAAGAGCAGCUCUUCGACAAAGCUUUACAAGUAAUAUUGAAGGGGGACAAGAAGGCGAAGGACUAUAUGAGAUAUCGGAUUUAGACACGAAUCAGACUGGACACCUCGAAAUUACUAUGGAUGGUAUUGAUAUUACCUUAGAAAGUAAAAUGAAACACAUCGAUUUAAGAUUUGUAAAAAAUUGUGGCACUCAAGGCGACGUCUUCUAUUUUGACGAAUACGUUAAUGAAUCUGAGUUGGUUCGCCAUAGAUUUGGAUCACCUGUGUGCAAGAAAAUUUGCUAUACAGUAUUAUCAAUGUUUUCCUUUAUUGCCGCCAGUACGAAUAACACUCCGGUCUUAAGUGAGAGUAGUAGUUUACAACCAUCACCCCUGGGAAGUCCACGAGUCGGUAGCCCUCAUACUUCUAUUGGCUCAAAUUUAAACUUGAUGACAGGGAAGGUGUAA
This is a messenger RNA of Trichoplax adhaerens, 3684 nucleotides long. RefSeq lists its product as uncharacterized. Gene Ontology annotation, cellular component: cytosol. The record is from RefSeq and is a predicted model, not a curated record. The transcript is spliced from 18 exons. Gene Ontology annotation, molecular function: guanyl-nucleotide exchange factor activity. The coding region runs from base 1 to 3684 and encodes 1227 amino acids. Gene Ontology annotation, biological process: regulation of apoptotic process; regulation of Rab protein signal transduction. Lineage: Eukaryota; Metazoa; Placozoa; Uniplacotomia; Trichoplacea; Trichoplacidae.